Messenger RNA from Rhododendron vialii, 1252 nucleotides. RefSeq lists its product as uncharacterized. The coding region runs from base 251 to 772 and encodes 173 amino acids. The record is from RefSeq and is a predicted model, not a curated record. The transcript is spliced from 7 exons. NCBI's taxonomy places the organism in Eukaryota, Viridiplantae, Streptophyta, Magnoliopsida, Ericales, Ericaceae.
GGCACAUGCGCUCUCUCUCUCUCUCUCUCCCUCUCCCUCUCCCUCUCUCUCCUCCUUUUUUCCCGAUAAUCCCACUGGGGUAGAACUUUGUGAGAAAGAAAGAACAGCAACACUGUGAAACCACGUACUUAAUUGAUUAGAUUAGGUUACCCGUAACGUCCUUUCCAGAGAGUCUUGUUGAUCGAGAAUUUCAACCAACCCAACAUGUUAUUUUUCGACAGGUUAUCGAAGAAGUUGUUUCCCUGAUUAAAUGCAACUCUGCCGUUCAGUUCCGUCUUGGAUCUGCCGUAUCUUCGCAUGCAUGGGAGGUUGUCUUGGAUGUUGUACUAAGCCCCCACUGAUAAUUGCUGUGGAUGAGCCAUCUAAGGGACUGAGAAUUCGAGGCCAAGCAGUCAAGAAACCAAGCAUUUCAGAGGAUUUUUGGAGCACCAGCACUUGUGAGAUGGACAAUAGUGCGGUUCAGUCCCAAAGAAGUGUCUCAUCAAUGAGCACAUCUAAUCUCCCCCUAGAUCCCUACAGCAAUGUUGGAAGCACUAGUAACCCUACUGAAUUUGUAAAUCACGGUCUUCUUCUUUGGAAUCAAACAAGGCAGCAAUGGACUGGAAAUAAGAAGCCUCUGACCAGCACACAAGUCCGGGAACCCAAAUUAAGUUCAAAUGCAACUUACGAGAGUUUACUGGGGACCAAUAAAGCUUUUCGCCAGCCCAUCCCUCUCCCGGAAAUGGUAGACUUCCUUGUUGAUGUCUGGGAACAAGAGGGAUUGUAUGAUUGAGCUUCAAGGGACCUAAUCGCUUACUAGGAAUUAAGGUGGGGGCCAUCCAUUUGGAUCCAUCAGGAUAAAAGUAGUUCACUCUUCAUUCUUCCAGAUUUAUUAAGAGGUUUGUAACUGAUAAUUAGAUUUGCAUUCUGUUUCCAAUCCCCUUCAAUCAUCAGAGCUGCCCAAACACGGAUGUGGGUGUCAUCCGUAACGCAACACGGUCACUAGAUUAGCCCACCAAUGUGAUUUGAACCGUUAAUUGAUAGCAUUCGGCAAGUGUAUCACAUGGGGAAAAAAUCAGAAUGGCCUGACAUCAAUAGCCACAUAAUCCUGAGAAUGUUUUGUCUUCUCUGUAUAAUGUUGAUAUGAUUCAAACGUACAAGUAUACGGGCGUCCCAUCGAUCUUGUAUGCUUGGCAGUUGGCAAACCCAAGGUGAUGGUUAGGUUGGUAUGGAUGAACCUGAGUUGUGCAUAGAUGGGAAAUAGAUCCCUUCU